Messenger RNA from Caenorhabditis angaria, 5125 nucleotides. Lineage: Eukaryota; Metazoa; Nematoda; Chromadorea; Rhabditida; Rhabditidae. The record is from the annotation of a GenBank genome assembly.
AUGUUGAGACUAGAGAUUGAAAACGUGACAUUUUUGAAGCCAAAUUUUCGGCCUGGAAGCGAUUUUUGAGCUCUGGAAGUCUGGAAAUAGCUCCUGAGCUCAAAAUUCGGGUCUAGAAGCGAUUUUUGAGCUCUAGAAACCAAAAUUCUGCUCCUGAGCUCAAAAUUCCGGUCUGGAAUCGAUUUUUGAGCCCUUGGAGCCAAAAAACUGCUCCAGAACUCAAAAUUUGGGUCUGGAACAGAUUUUUGAGCCCUGGAAGCCAAAAAAUAGCUUCAGAGCGCAAAUUUUUGGUCUAGAAUCGAUUUUUGAGCUCUGGAACUGUGAAACUUGCUCUCUGGCUCAAAAUUUUGGUCUAGAAGCGAUUUUUGAGCUCUGGAAGCUUGAAAAUAGCUCCAGAGCUCAAAAUUUCGGUCUAGAAUCGAUUUUUGAGCCCUGGAAGCCUAAUAAUAGCUCCGGAGCUCAAAAUUCGGGUCUAGAAGCGAUUUUUGAGCUCUGAAACCUUGGAAAUAGCUCCAGAGCUCAAAAUUACGGUCCAGAAUCGAUUUUUGAGCCCUUGGAGCCUGGAAAUACCUCCAGAGCUAGAAUUUUUACAUUUUUGAGCUCUGGAAGUCUCACAACGGCUCCCAAGCUUUAAAAAAAUCAAUAAUCUAUUUGCAGACCGCCUGUCAUCAAAUCCCCAUCGAUCUACACGAUGUUUUAUCGCUAGACGAGAAAAAUCUGACAGUAACCGUCGAGCCAAAUGUAACAGUUCGUGAAAUUUGCAAAUACCUAAUUCCACGUGGCUAUACACUUGCCGUAACUCUCGAAAUUGGCGACGCAACUCUGGGAGGAUUAGCAUUUGGAGUUGGAAUGACAACAUAUUCACACAAAGUUGGACUAUAUCAAGAAUCAAUUUUGGAAUAUGAAUUGGUCACGGCUGAUGCUGAAAUUCUGAAAAUCACCAAAAAUAAUGAGCACAGUGAUUUGUAUUGGUGUUUGCCGUGGUCACAUGGAACACUGGGAUUUUUAGUCGGGCUGAAAUUGCAGAUUAUUCGAGUUAAACCGUAUUUACAUAUGAAAUAUGUGCCGGUGAGUGCGAAAAUUUGGAAUUUUCAAUAAAAAUUCUGAAAUUUUCAUAUUUUCUCAAUAAAAACAGAUUAUUUUCUACCAAAAAUCUUGAAAAUUUGGAAUUUCUCAUCAUUUUUUGACUGAAAAUUGUACAAAUUUGAGAAUUUUCACUUAAAAUUGACUAAAAUAGUGAUUUUUUUGAGCAUUGCUCAUAUCCAUCCUGAUUUUGGCUCAAAAAUUUGACGAAUUUUGAAGAAUUGCUCAUGUUAACCUUUUGAAAUCCCGAUUUUUGGCAUAAAAAUUGAAGCGUUGCUCAUGUUAACUUUGAUUUGGGGUUUUUGGUUCAAAAAUUCAAAAUUUUCACUAAAAAUUCUCCUAAAAAUGUUGAAAAAUCUUUGAAAUUUUUUAUGAUUUUUACUGAAAAUCUGCUUCAGAUUGAAUUUUUCCAGUGAAUUUUGGAGCAUUGCUCAUGUUAACCCUGGUUUUUACUCAAAAAUUCAAGAUUUCCAUGUAAAAUUUUAGCAUUGCUCAUGUUAACCCUAAUUUUUUCCACAAAUAUUCAAACUUUUGGUUGAAAUUUUCAAAAAUUCGAGUCUAAUAUGAGCAAUGCUUCAAUUUUCAAGAAAUCCAUCAUUUUAAGAUAAAAAUGAGCAAUUUGUCGGAUUUUUGGGCAUUGCUCAUGUUAAUCUUUUGAAAUCCCGAUUUUUGGCCGAAAAAUUUCAUGAAAAAUGAGGCAUUGCUCAUGUUAGCUCUUGAAACUCUGAAAAAUUCAAGAAAUCCGUGAAAAAACUCAAAAUUGUUCAAAUUUUUGAGCAUUGCUCAUGUUAACCAUGAUUUUUGGCCAAAAAUUCAAGAAUUUCAUUUAAAAUUAUAGCAUUGCUCAUGUUAACUCAAAAAUUGUCACAUUUUUGAGCAUUACUCAUAUUAAUCCAAUUUUUUUUUCCAGUGUCACAGUCAAGCCGAAUAUUGCUCAAAAAUCAUGGAAUUCUCUGGAGCCAAUUCUGGAGAUCAAAAAGUCGCAGAUUAUGUGGAAGCCACGAUUUAUGACAGGGAAAAUGCGGUGAUUAUGUUGGCAAAUUUUGUUGGUGAGUAUUUGAGGGUUAACAUGAGCAAUGCCCCGAAAAUUCGCUAAAUUUUGAGCAAAAAUUUGAAAUUUUCGAGCUAAUAUGAGCAAUGCUCCAAAUUUUUUACGGAAUACUUGAAUUUUUGGAUCGAGUUACAAAAGUUUAACAUGAGCAAUGCUCAAAAAUUCGAAACUUAGCCAAAAUUUUGGAUUUUCAAGCUAAUAUGAGCAAUGUUUCAAUUUUGCUUCAUUGCUCAUAUUAAAAUUGAGCAUUGCUCAUGUUUGUUGGAAAAAUUCUUGAAAAAUUCGAAUUUUAACUAACAUGAGCAAUGCUUUGAAUUGGUAAAGUCAAGCAUUGCUCAUGUUAGCUCAGAUUUUUGAGAGCAAAAAUGCUAACAUGAGCAAUGCUCUAAAUUUUCUAAAAAAAAAACAUUAUAAUGAGCAAUUCGUGUUAAUUUCCUUGAAGCAUUGCUCAUAUUAGCUUGAAAGUGAAUUUUUAGAACAUUGCUCAUGUUAACCUGGAUUUUUGGCUCAAAAAUUGAGGGAAAAUUGACGCAUUGCUCAUGUUAGACUCAAAAAAUGAUGAAUUUAUUUGGAAAAUUGAAGGAUUGCUCAGGUUAACCUUUAAAAUACUCAAUUUUUGGGCCAAAAAUUUAAGAUUUUUGUGAACAAUGAGGCAUUGCUCAUGUUAUCCUCGAAUUUUUGAGUAUUUAAACCAAAAGUUUGAAUAUUUGAGUAAAAAAUCAGGUUUAACAUGAGCAAUGCUAAAAUUUUACAUGGAAUUCUUCAAAUUUUAAGCCAAAAAUCAGGUUUAACAUGAGCAAUGCUCCAAAAAUCACUAGAAAUCAACAUUUCCAGUAGAAAAAUCUCAAAUUUUGUCAUUUCCAGACCUCGAAAAUGUGCCACUUCUCACAAAAUUGUCCAAAAUCAACGAUGUUUGCUGGUGGUGGAAACCGUGGUUCUACAAACACGUCGAAACUUUUCUCUGGCUCGAAAAUGGUGGCGAAGAAUAUAUUCCCCUCGAAUCAUAUUUGCUCCGCCAUAAUCGUGCCAUUUUUUGGGUUCUGGAAAGUAUGAUCCCGUUUGGAAAUCAUCCAUUGUUCCGCGCGAUUUUCGGAUGGUUGUGCCCGCCAAAACCCGCGUUUUUGAAGUUUACCACGACUCAGGCGGUCAGGGAAAUGACUUUUGCUAAGCAGGUGAGGAAAAAUGAGCAAAAAUCCAGUUUUCUACGUGAAAAAUGAGCCAAAAUGAUGAUUUUUUGGUGGAAAAUAGCAAAUGCGCUCUAUUGAACUAUGCAUUUUUCGAUAGAAAAUUCAAAAAUUGAUAUUUUCUCAUUAGAGCGCAUUUGCUAUUUUUCAUUGAAAAAAUGAGAUUUUUCAAAAAAAAAUCUAAUUUUCAAAUUUUAACAUGAGCAAUGCUCAUUUUUACUUUUCAUUGAAAAUUUUGAGAAAAUUGGAGCAUUGCUCAUAUUAGCGCGCAAAAUUUGCACAAUUUUUUGAGCAUUGCUCAUGUUAACUGAUUUUUCGAUAAAAAUUCAAAAUUUUUGAGCAUUGCUCAUGUUAAAUCCAGAUUUUUCCAUUGAAAAUAGCAAAUGCGCUCUAUUGAACAAUGCAUUUUUCGUUAGAAAAUUCAAAAUUUCUAGGAAAAAUGAAUAUAUUUCAAUAGAGCGCAUUUGCAAUUUUCGCAAAAUUUUUGAAAAAAAGCAAAUGCGCUCUACCGAAAUAUCGAUUUUUGCAGGUUUUCCAAGAUAUUGUAAUGCCAUUGGACACGCUGAAACAACAAGUCGACACAUCCAUCGAACUUUUCGACACUUUUCCGCUUUUGGUCUACCCGUGCCGAAUUUAUGAUCACAAUUUAAAGGCGCAAGGACAACUCAGAGCACCGGAAAAGCGAAAAUUGGUGAAAGGUGAGUACUGUAGGCCGAAAAAUGCGUUAUUUUGACACCCAACAUGCCCAGGGAGUACUGUAGAUCAAAUUUUGGCGCCAAAUUUGGUCCUGACACGAUUUUUGGGAGUACUGUAGGCAUGUUGGGUGUCAAAAUGCUCCAAAUUUCGCGCGCCAAAAACUACAGUACCCCCCUCAUUCAAAUUUUCCAGGCACCAACUACGCGAUGUUCAACGAUUUGGGAGUUUACGGAACUCCGGGACCCGUCAAACGCCGUGAACCCUACAAUCCCACGUAUGCGAUGCGAGCCAUGGAGAAGUGAGUUUUUCACGACGGUGUUUGGGUUACUGUAGCGAAAAUUUGCGACAUUUUGAGACCCAACAUGCCUAGGGAGUACUGUAGGCUUUUUUUGGCGCCAAAAUUGGUCCUGACACGAAAAAAGGCAUGUUGGGUAUCAAAAUGACGCAAAUUUUCGCGCGCCAAAAUUCCUACAGUACCCCAAGGGAUUACUGUAGUUUUUUAGCGCCGAAAUUUGCGUCAUUUUGACACCCAACAUGCCUAGGGAGUACUGUAGAUCGAAUUUUGGCGCCAAAAUUGGUCCUGGCACGAAAAAACUUUCUACAGUACUCCCUAGGGAUUACUGUAGUUUUUUUUCGUGCUCUUUGGGUUACUGUGAAUGCCAAAAAUGCCUACAGUGAUCAUUUGGGGUACUGUAGGAGCAUCAUUUUGACACCAAACAUGCCUAAGGCCUACAGUAUCCUUUAAAAACGUGUCAGGACCAAAUUUGGGGUCUACAGUACUCCCCAGGCAUGUUGGGUAUCAAAAUGACGCAAAUUUUCGCGCCAAAAAUCUACAGUAACCCAAAAUCCAGAUUUACACGAGAUGUUGGCGGCUAUUCAUUCCUCUACGCCGAUAUUUUCAUGUCAGAAGCGGAAUUUGAGAAAAUGUUCGAUUUGACACUCUACAAUCAGGUAUGUUCAUUUAAUAGUACUACUACAGUAACCCAAAUUACUGUAGGUUCGCGAGAAAUACAAUUGUGACGGGGCGUUUCCGCGACUCUACGAUAAAGUCAAACCGGAAAUCGAUGUGAUUUCAAUUGGACAAAGUUAUGCAUCGAAGAAGGAGGAUUAA